Aspergillus puulaauensis is the source of this 783-nucleotide messenger RNA. RefSeq lists its product as uncharacterized. NCBI's taxonomy places the organism in Eukaryota, Fungi, Ascomycota, Eurotiomycetes, Eurotiales, Aspergillaceae. The record is from RefSeq and is a predicted model, not a curated record. The transcript is spliced from 3 exons. Bases 1 to 783 code for a protein of 260 amino acids.
AUGAAGAGCAUUCUCGCCUAUGCUCCCGCGCUUGCCCUGGCCCAGGCCGUAGUGGCCCAAGUGCCCACGACAUACUAUGUUCACGAAUCUCUUCCUGAGCAUACCCUCUUCCACCCUGAAAACCUUAGCGACUUCGAGAGCCUCCCCGUGGUCGUGUGGGGCAACGGUGCCUGCAGCGCAGACCCCGUCGCCGGCCAUGGUCCGUUCCUCGAGGAGCUUGCGUCCUGGGGCAUCCUCGUCAUCGCCCUUGGGACUCCCGGGAAUGGCGGAUCCACCAGCAACGAGCAGAUGGCACAGGCCAUCGACUGGGCCAGCGAGAACGCCGGCCAGGGCGAGUGGGCAAACAUUGACGCCACCCAGCUCGCCGCGGCCGGCAUGAGCUGCGGCGGCACCCAGGCCUACGCGCAGAACCAAGACCCCCGUGUGACUGCGUUUGGGAUCUUCAACUCGGGCACCCUCGACGCUUCCCAAACCGACGCAACACUGGGUGCUAUCAACGUGCCCAUCUUUUUCUUCCUCGGUGGCCCUACCGAUAUUGCGUAUGAGAACGGCAUGCGAGACUACGAGGCCGUCAACGCCGGCGUCCCGUCCUGGGUCGGGAACUUCGAUGUCGGCCACGGUGGUACCUACCUCGACCCAGACGGUGGCGUCUUCGGCACAGCUGGUCAAUCCUACUUCCGCUGGGUCCUCCGCGGAGAGACAGAAGCCUCUGCUUAUUUCGUCGACGGCGGAGCUGAGGCCGAUGGAUGGCAGACCGCUAGCAAGGACCUUGGAAGCAUCUAG